UCCUCUUUCGAGGCCCGAUCCCACUUUCCUUGAAUUUCACUCUCUCCUUUCUCACAGUCUGUGUCUGACUGAGAGAGAUCCAAGGGGAUUUAAAACAUGGCGUCUGAGCAUGUGGAAGCGGAUAAUGCUGAAGCCAUCAUCGCCAGAAUCGAGCACAAGUCCCGCAAAAUCGAGAGCUUACUCAAGCAGAAUAAACCAGUGGAAGCACUCAAGACAGCUCUUGAAGGGUCCCCUCCGAAGACCAAAGAUGAGAGGUGUAAGUCUGCGAACUGGAUAGUGGUGCACAGGGCAAUAAUGGCAAUCAAAGAUGUUGAAAGCUUGUUCUUUGCCUUGGAUCCCGAGUAUUAUGAUAUUCUCAUGAAGUAUCUUUACAGAGGCUUGUCCACUGGUGACCGUCCAACAUGCGACCAGUGUUUGAGGAUUCAUGAGAAGUUGACAGAAAAAGCUGGCUUGGGUUGCAUACUGCGUUCUCUUGCAGAUACUGUAAAUACUGUUUGAUUAACUGAUAAUCUCUUCUUGCUCAUUAUUUAGAUGAUUGAAUGGUAAUCAUUUGUAUAGUAGAGCCAGCACUGUUACUUAUGAAUGAUGAGAGUUAUUGAUUUCACCAUCUUGUACCGCCUCAAACAAAAGAAAACAUGAUAAAGAAACGCUCCUGCUUAAGGUCUUGCAUUUUC
This is a messenger RNA of Coffea eugenioides, 674 nucleotides long. Its product is annotated as actin-related protein 2/3 complex subunit 5A. Gene Ontology annotation, molecular function: actin filament binding. Gene Ontology annotation, cellular component: Arp2/3 protein complex; cytoplasm; actin cytoskeleton. The coding region runs from base 97 to 498 and encodes 133 amino acids. Gene Ontology annotation, biological process: regulation of actin filament polymerization; Arp2/3 complex-mediated actin nucleation. The transcript has 4 exons. The record is from RefSeq and is a predicted model, not a curated record. Lineage: Eukaryota; Viridiplantae; Streptophyta; Magnoliopsida; Gentianales; Rubiaceae.